AUGACAUUAAACUUGGGAAGAAAGGACGGCGGUCCCGGAUACGUCGGUAUACAGUUCUGCCAAGAGUGUAACAACAUGUUAUAUCCACGCGAAGACAAAAACAACAAAGUUUUGUUGUAUGCCUGUAGAAACUGCGACUACAAACAACUGGCGGACUCAAACUGUGUGUACGUGAACAAAAUUAUGCACGAAGUAGACGAAUUAACCCAUAUAAACCCAGAUGUGGUGAGUGAUCCUACUUUGCCUCGAACGAAGGAUCAUAUGUGCCCGAAUUGCAACCACAGAGAGGCGGUGUUCUUUCAGGGACAAACUCGACGCGCUGAAGAAGAGAUGAGACUAUACUAUGUGUGCACUAGUUGUAAGCACAGGUGGACUGAGUGA
Spodoptera littoralis (African cotton leafworm) is the source of this 381-nucleotide messenger RNA. The record is from the annotation of a GenBank genome assembly. Lineage: Eukaryota; Metazoa; Arthropoda; Insecta; Lepidoptera; Noctuidae.